Molecule: messenger RNA, 699 nt
Organism: Lotus japonicus
Lineage: Eukaryota; Viridiplantae; Streptophyta; Magnoliopsida; Fabales; Fabaceae
Exons: 4
Coding region: 48-482 (144 amino acids)
Molecular function (GO): zinc ion binding; carbonate dehydratase activity
Source: RefSeq, a predicted model, not a curated record
CAAAAACCCUAAAGUCUCGAUUUUCUCAGAAAUUUCCUCUCACGCUCAUGGCCGCCGCCAUCGCUCGUGGUGGAGGUGGAAGUGGAGGAGGUGGUUCCCGUGGCGGAGGAGGGUUUGUACCCCACAGCGGAGCAGGCGCAGGCGCAGGAGCAGGUGAAGAAUCUUCCUCUCAGGAGCACGGGAGGAAUGGUUCAAGUUCAAGCAUGGCUGGUGGAUGCAAGAGUUUGCUACUGUCUCUAAUACUUGCCAUCUUUGUCACAAGCAUACUCUCAAACUCUAGGGUAUGCCCCUCUAACAUAUCAGGAUUCCAACCUGGAGAAGUAUUCAUGAUACGUAACAUCGCCAAUCUUGUACCUGUGAUGAAGAAUGGAUCAUUAGAGUGUAAUGUUGCUCUUGAGUUUGCAGUAACUACUCUUGAGGUGAAUAAGGUGCUUCAGUUGGGCUGGUCUGCUUCAAAUUUUUAUUUUGGGGUCAGAUGUUAAUUCUUCAGGUAUUAUCUUUGUAACAUGCCAUAAAUUUAUAAUGCAUGUUUUUGCAAUUUACUUCCUCAUUGAUUAAUGCUUUGAUUUAAGCUUGAAUGUGCUUGUAAAUUGAGGAUUCAUUUACUGAAUAGCUACUUAUUGGUUGUUUAUUGUGUUUGUGUUAGAAACAUGGAUGUGCCUGAAAAUAAGAAAUUGAUGGAUAAUAGAUUAUACUGUG